Candidozyma duobushaemuli is the source of this 1050-nucleotide messenger RNA. RefSeq names its product peptidylprolyl isomerase. Gene Ontology annotation, biological process: protein peptidyl-prolyl isomerization. Bases 1 to 1050 code for a protein of 349 amino acids. Gene Ontology annotation, molecular function: protein binding; peptidyl-prolyl cis-trans isomerase activity. Lineage: Eukaryota; Fungi; Ascomycota; Pichiomycetes; Serinales; Metschnikowiaceae. The transcript has a single exon. The record is from RefSeq and is a predicted model, not a curated record.
AUGAGAGUUGAAGAGGUGCUACCCAAAAUUUACCUUGAUAUCUCGGUAGGAGAUGCCAAAAUCGGAAGAAUCGUUUUCGAGCUUUAUGUGAGCAAGGCUCCUUCAACCGUUGCUGCAUUUCUCGACCAGUUGCAUACCUACAAGGGGCACCACUUCAACAGAAUAAUCAAGAACUUUAUGAUCCAAUGCGACAAUGGCAACGUUGCCGACUCCGAAAAGGUUGCUGAAGAAAAUGCCGAGGAGAAGUUCGAGGAAUCCUUUCUUUUAGCAUUGGCAGGUCGUUCUGUGUCUCAGUUCUUCAUCACCACAUACAAAGCACAACAUCUCCUGGGCCAACACACCUGCUUUGGGCGUGUGAUCAAGGGCAAGUCUGUUAUAAGAGAAAUUGAAAACGUUCAGACGGAUAGUGCACAUGUGCCUGUGGACUCUGCACCUGUCGUGAUUACUGAAUGCGGUCAUUGGGAAGAUGGAGACCCAGUACCUAUAUUCAAUGCGUGCUACGAUGAGAUUGCAGGUGAUAUAUACGAGGAGUAUCCUGAUGACGAUAGCCACAUCGAUAAAGAGCUGUCUGCGUCUGUGUUGAAAGCAUCCACGAUAAUCAAGAAUGCUGGUGGUGAACUCUUUAAACAGGGAGAGCUCCAAAAGGCCCUCUUCAAGUUUAAAAAGGCAUUGAGAUACGUGAUGGAAUUCUUCCCGGAUCCCGAUGAAGAGCCCGACUUCUAUCAGAAGUACAUGGACUUGAAGAAGAAGAUCUAUCUCAACUUGUCAUUGGUCACGCUAAAACUCAAGCAGUAUUCUAGGUGUCUCGACUACUGUGAGUAUCUUUCAGAGAUGUCUCUCUCUCAGCAGGAAAAAGCAAAGACGCUAUUUAGAGCAGGCCGUGCCAAAAUUGAGCUACGGAAAUACAAGGAGGCCAUCAGCUCUCUUGAGGAGGCACAAAAAUUGGUCCCUAAUGAUGCAGCCAUUCCUAAGGAGAUUACAAAGGCCCAGGAUUUAUUGGAACAGUCCAAAAAAGCGGAAAGAGCCAAGUACUCUAAGUUCUUUGGGUAA